AUGAGUUUCUAAUUUUAGAAUAUAAUAUUAUUUGGAUUUACUAAAUUGAGAAUCUUACAUGUCAAAUAUCUUGAGGAAUAAGUAUAUAUAUAUCACAUUAGUGAUUAUAUUAUUCACUUCUAAAAUUAAAUUAAAAAUGAAUCAAAUUUCCCACAACAUCCUGGUUCAAAAAUUAAUCGAUUAUAAGCUAAGGUAUUUGAAAUUUAUAACUGAUUCGCAGAAAAAACAAAAACAAGAGAAAGUCGAGUCCUUAGUUUUCACCUCCCAAGAUGCCGAUUUCUUAGAGAUAGACAUCAUUUUCCAAUGGUCAUGCCUAUUCCGUUCAUUAAAAAUUGAAAUCAAUUCAAAGUGAAGAGAAAGUAUUCAUUCCUCAGGCUAUACCACAGUCCCUGAUCUGCUCGAACUAUUAAGUC
This is a messenger RNA of Paramecium octaurelia, 413 nucleotides long. Lineage: Eukaryota; Ciliophora; Oligohymenophorea; Peniculida; Parameciidae. The record is from the annotation of a GenBank genome assembly.